AUGGUGUUGUUGAAACUGCAUAACACAUCGUCACUUGAUAACAAAAGAGGCAAUAUCUACUGCCAUGUGUUAGCCAGAGAAUACAGCGAGAAAUCAAGUCAUCGGCGAAUUCAUCACAUCCUCGGAAACCUGAUUAUUAGUGGCAGGCGCACGUUCCAAAAAUCCUGGUCGCAGAGGUCAAAGAAACAUAUAGCCUGCGACGGACGGUUUGCAUUUUUUGAUAACUACCAGAACUGUAUAGACUGUGGAAGCCCCUUCCCAGGUCCACGUUUAAAGUUUUCUGUGCAGAGAAGCCAACCAGGCAAAAUUGAGGAUGCUCUUAUCAUGGAAGGAUAUCCAGAAACCCUGAGCCUUGCAAACAAAGGCUACAGAAGCAGCUUGUUCGCUCUGGUCAAGGGAAAUGUUCUUCUGAGGCUGGACAUGCAGGAUGGCCGGAUACUGGACGAGGUGUUUGUUGCUCCUCCUUCUGUCAGAUACAAAAGGAUUCAGUGGAAUGUCGCUGAAGAAAGUUUCGCCUUGUGUUCCACGUUAACCCAGACUCGGCCAGCUCAUCUUUUGAGACAGACUGGCCAGGAAGUUAUGCAUUUAACGAUCAUGUCCUGCAUGCCGCUGGAGUUUGUAUGCCAGUUUGCCAUCACCCGAAAGGUGUUUGGCAGAGAUGCAGUUGAAGCAUCAGUCUUUCUAAACAUCCUGAUGGUGAUGCAUUCCACAAACUACGUUCGCAUGUAUAGUCUCGAGAGGAUAUUGGACAAGAGCAAGAUGGAUGGCUACACGCUGUACCAGGAGUUUAAAGAUGGCAGUAGACACGGAGUACAUCCUUGUCACUUGAAACACAACAUCACGCUGAAAGAGCCGCCACCUUGCCUGUUUGAAGUGCGAUGUCGGAACCGUGAUGUAAUGAUUACCAUGCCCCCCUGUUACUACGUCAUGUGGCCGAUAGGAAAGGCCAACGGCUACUGCUGCUACUCCUUCCAGACACGCCAAAUUGUGGAGGGAGGUCUUCUGGAGGCGGAAGAAUGUGAAUUUGAAGAGCGAGUUUCUCUGCAUGCCGACGACUCUGGCAGAAUUGUUCACAUGAAAAAUUCACAGCUGAGGUUGUUGAAACUGGCAGCAGGAAGUGGUGGCAAUGAACAUCGCUUGGUGGAGGACUUUGUGAUUGACUUUAGUCCGGUGCCAAAGUCUCCAGUUGUGAGAGUGUCACAGUCCGGGAGGGUGAUCAAACAGAGGGUCAUUGAGGACUGCAACACGUUGGUGGACAGGGUAGUACUGACCAUGACGUACUGUGACGACCUGGAAAUGAUCAUCGUGGUGUCCACCAGGGAUCAGAACAGUAAAUGUGACUUGUACCAUCUCUUGAUGGCCGGCUUCUACGACAACUGGAGCGGUCAGUUGCUGCAUCAGUUUGUGCUGGACAAGUCUGUUUCUGAGACGCUGGAGAACUCUGUAUGCAUCAGUUUAGACACCCUGACCCACAUCUGUAAAACUAACAAGGGCGGGUUUGAGUGUCACGUCUACAAAUUACUGCCCCUGAUGGAUAUUCUGGACGAGUGGGGGAUUAGUAAUCAAAAAGGCCUCAAGGGACUGAGAACUGAAUCAGCCAGGGAGAUGUCAUGCAGGCAGAGACAUCACAGAUAA
Molecule: messenger RNA, 1635 nt
Organism: Candidula unifasciata
Lineage: Eukaryota; Metazoa; Mollusca; Gastropoda; Stylommatophora; Geomitridae
Source: the annotation of a GenBank genome assembly